AUGCGUGCCUUUGAUCUCCAUUUCCUGAACAUCGCCGCCUGCAUCCUCCUCCUAGCAUCCCUCUUCACCUCCGCCCUCGGCUCGCCGGUCGCCACGCGAUCGAGGCGGCCGAAGCCGAAGCCGCGAAAAUGCCACGACAAGCACCGCAACUUUAGGACCGUGUCCAGCAUCUACAACCUCACCGUCUACCCCAACCAGCUCCCCAUACUCGGCCAGGGCGGGGCGGGCGUCCCUCCCGGCCUCUUCAAUCAAGACGUGGUCGGGAGGGUCGAUCCGGUGGGCGAUUUCGAAGGCUUCGAGCAUUCCAUCGAGUACUUUUUCGCUUUGGCCCCGGUGCCGAGCGGGAAUGCUGCCAAGGCCGCCAUCACGAGUUAUAAGAUUACCGAAUUUAGCUCGGGGUGUCGGGAUGUGGCGGCUUCGGUCGUGUACUUGUACUGCAGCGUCGUGGAUCCCGGAGGACCGGAUCAUGGAAAGGAACUUGCCCCAUUGAAGCAGGUGGCAUUUUGGAAAUUUGACGACGAAGGCGCCGUCCUCAAGUACGACGCCUGGAUCCCCAACCUCGACGACUGGGUCGAGGCUAUCACAGGCUCCCCAACCAACUCGCAAUACCAAGCGCAGACUAUCCAGCAAAUCUGCGGAGCCACCCAAUUCACCUGUACCGGCAAUAAUACGCAAUGGUCCAGCGUCGAAGAGUGCAUUGUCGCCUUGUCCCAAAAACCAUUCGGCACAUACGACAAGGCGUGGGGCGAUAACAUUGUCUGCCGAACUAUCCAUCUCGUACUCACCCAAGUGAGGCCCGACGUGCAUUGUCCGCAUGUCGGGCCUACUGGCGGUGGCAAGUGCGUAAACGUUGAAUAUCCCAACGACUUCUUCACCGACGAGUCCUUAUACGGCGACCCCGUCGGAGAGACAUUCUUUUGUCCUUAG
This is a messenger RNA of Scedosporium apiospermum, 927 nucleotides long. RefSeq lists its product as uncharacterized. The record is from RefSeq and is a predicted model, not a curated record. The transcript has 3 exons. Bases 1 to 927 code for a protein of 308 amino acids. Lineage: Eukaryota; Fungi; Ascomycota; Sordariomycetes; Microascales; Microascaceae.